This is a messenger RNA of Neomonachus schauinslandi (Hawaiian monk seal), 594 nucleotides long. RefSeq names its product lysozyme g1 (gene LYG1). The transcript has 5 exons. Gene Ontology annotation, cellular component: extracellular region. Gene Ontology annotation, biological process: peptidoglycan catabolic process; defense response to Gram-positive bacterium. Gene Ontology annotation, molecular function: lysozyme activity. The record is from RefSeq and is a predicted model, not a curated record. Lineage: Eukaryota; Metazoa; Chordata; Mammalia; Carnivora; Phocidae. The coding region runs from base 1 to 594 and encodes 197 amino acids.
AUGUCUGUGCUAUGGCUGCUUCUGGGUCUUCUUGCCCUUACUGAUUCCUCUGAAAGCAGCAACUGGGGAUGCUAUGGAAACAUCCGAAACUUUGAGACCCCUGGGGCUUCUUGUGGGAUAGGAAAGCGUCAUGGCCUGAACUACUGUGGAGUUCGUGCUUCUGAAAGGCUGGCUGAAAUAGACAUGCCAUACCUCCUGAGAUACCAGCCCGUGAUUCAUACUGUCGGCCAAAAAUACUGUGUGGAUCCUGCAGUGAUUGCUGGAGUCUUGUCCAGGGGGUCUCAUGGCGGCAACGUUAUGGUCAAUGUGGGCAACAUGGGCGAUGGCAUCGGGGUUGUGCAGGACCCUGGUCUUUAUGCUCCCACAUCCUGGAUCAGCGAGUCCCAGGUUUCUCAGAUAACCGAGGUCCUGACUGUUAGGAUCAAAGAAAUCCAGAGGAGGUUUCCAACCUGGACCUCUGACCAGUACCUGAGAGGUGGACUCUGUGCUUAUGCUGGAGCUCCCGGCUACAUCAGAAACAGCCAGGACCUGAGCUGUGACUUCUGCAAUGAUGUCCUUGCACGAGCCAAAUACUUCAAGAGACAUGGCUUCUAA